Sipha flava (yellow sugarcane aphid) is the source of this 837-nucleotide messenger RNA. RefSeq lists its product as uncharacterized. Gene Ontology annotation, biological process: sleep; regulation of synaptic transmission, cholinergic; positive regulation of voltage-gated potassium channel activity. The coding region runs from base 179 to 799 and encodes 206 amino acids. The transcript has 3 exons. NCBI's taxonomy places the organism in Eukaryota, Metazoa, Arthropoda, Insecta, Hemiptera, Aphididae. The record is from RefSeq and is a predicted model, not a curated record.
AUGGCUGUAAAAGUUUGUUUAUUUGUUUCAAAUAAACUCGCUAACCUGAGAUUCCGAAAAAUAUAAAUCAUUCAACGUUGACGACUUGCCAAGUGAAGAGCUCUGAAGAAAAUAUAAAAUAUCUUUUUUCGAUAUAUUUAUUAUUUAGUUGUAAAUUUUUUCAACGAUCGAAUUAAAUAUGAAAUACUUAGUUGCAUUAUUAGCUGUCGUUUGUAUGUGUGCUAUGUUCAUGCCAAUUGCUAGCGGUCUAUCGUGUUACAAAUGCGCCUGGACGGAUUCAACUUGCACGAUGAACUUGGAUACCUCUAAAGUUAAGUCUGUGCCAUGUGCUGGUUCAGCUGCACCCGGUGGUGCUAAUCCAGCUGCACCCGGUGGUGCUAGUCCAGCUGCACCCGGUGGUGCUAGUCCAGCUGCACCCGGUGGUGCUGCUACUACCAAAGCUGCUGGCAGUGCUGUUACCACUAAAGCUGCUACUACAAAACCAAAAGUGAUGCGCUCCCAACAACUCUUCUCCCAGUUAGCAGAGUCAGAAAAAUAUUACUGUUUCUCGAUUCUCGUAAAACAAAAUGGAACUACUACUGUGGAACGAGGUUGCAAGGCCGACAACAAAACCGACAACUGUUUGAUUGCUGCAGACGUUAAAAAGUCGAAUCCAACUGCUGUACUCAAUGAAUGUACCGUAUGCCAAAAAGAUAAUUGCAACGCUAAUGCCGGAGCUUAUUCCUUAACAGGAUCUGCGCUCCAGUACGUCGUUGUUUCUGCCAUUUUAAUCGGUCAAAUAUUUCUCCAAGCGAAAUGAUUUAUGACUUAGAUUAAGUAAAAUGCAUGUACUGCUAA